Messenger RNA from Penicillium hordei, 783 nucleotides. Its product is annotated as fungal specific transcription factor domain-containing protein. NCBI's taxonomy places the organism in Eukaryota, Fungi, Ascomycota, Eurotiomycetes, Eurotiales, Aspergillaceae. The record is from RefSeq and is a predicted model, not a curated record. The coding region runs from base 1 to 783 and encodes 260 amino acids. The transcript has 2 exons.
AUGUUGGCAAACACGGUGCUUCCCUCGCACCAGAGUCCAGAGUCGAACAAGGUGACCACUGGCCGGUAUUACGAUGACCUCUGCCAGUCAAAUGAUCAUUCAUCUCUUGUCUCACAACUCCGCGCACAUGGUCUCAGUUUGGAUGACCGUGGGACAAGUCAACCCCAAUCCCCCAUUGCUCCGUAUACCCAAUACGCCUUCGUCGAGUCGCAACAAUUGAUGUCGCUCCCUUCCGAAGAUGUAGCACUUCUAACAUCGAAAGAUUGCUUCAGUUUGCCAAACUCCAAUUCAAUUGACGAGUUUGUUCGGGAGUACUUCAAGCAUAUUCACCCAUCGCUAUUGUUCGAACUGAGAACCGAAAGAUGGUCUCAUGCAAAUGCACAAGGCGCCGUUCUUCUUACGCAUUAUACCUCUACGGAAGACCCCGAGGCUGGAAGCUUAUGGGUCACAAGGGCCAUUGAGCAUGCCAUGUUCAUCGAUAGUCAUCCAUCCUUGGUGGAAAAUGUGACAAUAUCGCUCAAGAAACGCCUUUGGUGGUCUAUCAUUCUUCGUGACCAAAGCCUGUGUAUUGGCCUACGCCACCGUCCUCGGGUGACCUCAAUCGGCUUCCAUGGAUGGAGUGAUUGGCUGAGUACAGAGGAUUUCAGUGAAGAGUUGUAUCAAUCUCGAGUCUACGACUAUGAGACCAAGAAGCGUUUACUAGACGAACUUCAGAAGCAAUGUGAGUUAGCAGUCGUACUCACAGAUCUGGACAUCUUAGAGGAAAUGUGGCCAACAUCCUGA